This is a messenger RNA of Exserohilum turcica Et28A, 809 nucleotides long. RefSeq lists its product as uncharacterized. The transcript has a single exon. Bases 12 to 458 code for a protein of 148 amino acids. The record is from RefSeq and is a predicted model, not a curated record. Lineage: Eukaryota; Fungi; Ascomycota; Dothideomycetes; Pleosporales; Pleosporaceae.
AAAGCGAGGACAUGGUACAAGAGGGUGGCAGUGAGGCUGCCCAAGACAGUGAGCAGGAGUCUGCCGAAGCGGAGGACCGGGGAUCUGUCGAAGUGGAGAAGCAGGCUUCUGCUAUGCCGGCGACACCAUCACUUGAACAGAAUGGCGUGUCGGAUAAGUUGGUGGCGCCAGGCGUUGAUCAAAUGCUCUGGGGCGACAAGUACGAUCUGAUCUUCAAGCUGCAAGAUCGGAGGGACGACUACGAGGAAGACAUUGACUGGGAGGAUGUUCGGAAAGAUCAGGGGUACCCAUGGUCGCGACAAACUCUCGAGUCAGCGCUGCAUGGGUUGAUUCAACUUCUUCGCGACAAUGGCAGAGAGGUGGAUAGCGACGACUUUCCCGGUACCGUGGAUGAUGUUAUGGACUUUAUCAGCGAAGAGCAUGGGGACGAGCUUGAAGACCACUACGGAGCGGCGUAGGAGUGGAUGUUUGACGAAGGGGCACAGCGUCGUGGUUGCAAAGCUUGGAGUGGAUAGGAUUUGGGGAUGCUCUGGGGUAGUGCGUGUGCCGAGAGAGCGGAUAAGCCGAUCAGGGUCGAAUCAAGCAUAGCAAAGCAUACGGACAAGGGCUUUUUCGUAUCGGGUGACCCGUCUUCCAACCUAAAUUUUCUUGGCGCCUGGUGAGGGUGUAUACGAAGGCAAUACGCAGCGGGCGGGGCUAGGUAUGGGUCGCUAGUGCGAGGGCAGGCAAGAUCUCACCACCCCAUAAAAAUACCCACUCGAUAGACGCGGCGCAUGCGCAGGGCAAGGCGUGCACAAAACAAGACAAAG